Molecule: messenger RNA, 2532 nt
Organism: Meyerozyma guilliermondii ATCC 6260
Lineage: Eukaryota; Fungi; Ascomycota; Pichiomycetes; Serinales; Debaryomycetaceae
Product: copper-translocating P-type ATPase
Exons: 1
Coding region: 1-2532 (843 amino acids)
Biological process (GO): monoatomic cation transport; copper ion homeostasis
Cellular component (GO): membrane
Molecular function (GO): ATP hydrolysis activity; P-type divalent copper transporter activity; copper ion binding
Source: RefSeq, a predicted model, not a curated record
AUGUUCUGCAAUCACUGCCCCGAAGUUAUUACUGACUACUUGAACAGUUUUGGUGACGCCGUGGUGAUCCAGGAUCCAAUCACUCUCAAAAGACCUUUCAUAAAAUUCACAUACGUGCCCAACUUGGAGAAAAAUAUCAACUUGAGACGGUUCUUAUUCGAUUUGAACCAUAUUCAUCCUACAGACGAUGAACCUGGCUACAAAAUUGUGCCUGAAGAAGAAGGUUCGUUUGACUGCACUUACAUCGAACAGGUUUCCGUGGACGAGCACUUGCGGAAAUUGACCAGAAAGGAAACCAGAAGAAUCAUAGUUCGUCUUAUAUUGGCUACAGUAACUGCUAUUCCCACAUUGAUUUUCGGGGUGAUUGCUAUGUCUCUUUUGCCAAAAUCGAGCUCGUUUAGAAAGUGGAUAGAAGAACCAAUAUGGGCGGGCAAUGUCUCGAGAGUUGUGUGGAUUUUACUAAUCAUAAGUACACCUGUGUAUCUCUUUGCAGCAGACAUCUUUCACCAAAAGGCUUUUAAAGAGUUGAAAUCGUUGUGGCUUUACAAAAACUCUUGGAAGAAAAGAUUGUUUCGCUUUGGGUCCAUGAACCUACUCAUGUGUCUUGGUACAUCUAUUGCCUACUUUGCAAGCAUAGCAUUGCUUAUCCUCAGUUCCCAGCAGAAGAAGCAUACCGAUAUGGGACUUCAUACCACGUAUUUCGAUUCAGUGGUCUUCUUGACAUUCUUCCUUUUGAUCGGCCGGUUAUUGGAAAGUUACUCCAAGAGCAAAACCGCAGAUGCCAUUUCACAGCUCAGUACAUUCAAAGCGUCUGAGGCCACGUUGGUUCAUCUUCGGUCCAAAGAAGAGCAACCACAAGUAUUUGAAAAAGACCAAAAAGUUGAUGUCAAGCUACUUGAGAUAGACGAUUAUAUCCGCAUAUCCUCCGGUGAAUCUCCUCCAGUGGACUGUGUCAUAGUUUCUGGCGAGUCUUCCUUUGACGAGUCGGCUUUGACCGGCGAGUCUGUCCCGGUGAAGCAUACUGUUGGACACCAAGUCUUCUCUGGAACCGUCAAUGUGGGCCACCAUUCAGUGGUUGCAAAAAUCUCCAGUCUAGAAGGAGAUUCUUUGAUCGACCAAAUCGUGGAUACUGUUCGAAAUGGACAGUUGAGAAAGGCUCCAAUUGAAAAAUUGGCUGAUAAGCUCACUGGCUACUUUGUCCCUAUCAUUACUCUCUUGGCUCUUGUAACAUGGAUCAUCUGGUUGGCGCUUGGAUUUUCCGGCGCUUUACCUCCACAAUACUUGGACAUCGAUAUCGGAGGAUGGACGGUAUGGUCUUUGGAAUUUGCAAUUGCAGUAUUUGUCAUUGCUUGUCCCUGUGGUAUUGGUCUUGCUGCACCAACUGCGUUGUUUGUUGGAUCUGGUUUGGCUGCUAACCACGGAAUUCUUGCGAAAGGAGGAGGUGUUGCGUUCCAAGACGGCGCUAAUGUGAAUGUUGUGUGCUUUGAUAAAACAGGAACGUUGACAAAUGGUAAACUCGAAGUCACCGACCAUGAGUAUGUUUGUGACGACCCGUUUUUGAGAAAGGUGGGACUUCAACUCAGCAGAGAUUUGGAGCUUUCUUCCAGUCACCCAAUUGCAGAAGCAGUUACGGCGUUUGCUGACUUGAAUGCGGACCACCUGUUUGCAGCCAACAAAACUCCACAAGUGGAAAAUAUUCCCGGCAAAGGAUUGAGAGCCAAGAUUAGAUUGGAUUCCAACGAUUCUUCAGAGUGGAAGAAGUUUGAGUCUAGUGAGGCAAUUCUUGGUAACGAGCUGUUAUUCAGAGAGCUCAAUGUGAAUAUAAGUUCUGUAUCAGCCAAGCUUGAGAAUUGGAAGUCAGACAGAAAAUCUAUUGUUCUUGUUGGGUUGGUUUGUGAACUGGUAUUUGGAGACAGUCUGUAUCACUUGUUGUUGGCCAUGGCAUGUCGUGACGAUAUUAGACCCGAAACAAAAGCAGUAAUCAAGUACUUACAAGAAAAACGAGGCAUUGAGUGUUGGAUGAUUUCAGGCGAUAACAGGACAACAGCAGAAGCCAUUGGAGGAGAAAUCGGAAUCAUUGCCGACCAUAUAAUUAGUGAAGUUGUUCCCCAUGAUAAGGAAGCCAAAAUCAAGCAAAUUCAGCAAGAUCGUCUGAAGGUUGUUGCUAUGGUUGGAGACGGAAUCAACGAUGCACCGUCAUUGGCGGCUGCUCAAGUUGGCAUUGCGUUAUCUUCAGGAGCUGAUUUGGCAGUGACUUCGAGUGAUUUCAUCUUGCUUUCGAAACACAGACCAUUGGAAGCGCUUGUCACCUUAUUGGAUUUGUCGAAAGUUGUGUUCAAUCGAGUUAAAUUCAACUUUUGCUGGGCGUUGGUGUACAAUAUUGUUGGUAUCCCCAUUGCUGCGGGAGUAAUAUACCCAUACCACCAGUCGAGGCUCAGUCCAGUGUGGGCCAGUGCUGCCAUGGCGGCGUCGUCUGUGAGUGUGGUGAUGAGCAGCUUGGCAUUGAAGCUCUGGAGACCCAAGAAAUGGUAG